UUGCUAACAAAAAUAUACAUGGCAAGUCCACGUAAAAUGAAAAGUGAGGUUUUCACCUAAUAACAAUAGAAUCUGUGGCCUCAAGCCAAAUGUUGCUCAAAUGACCAAAUGAAAUGGGUCGCAAAGAAACACAUUAUCUGCCUACACUAAAUUGCGACUCAAUGGCUCAGCAAGGCAUCAAAGUGCGCCCUGUGCUGCUGAAGCGGAACAGUCUGGAUUCAGUGGAUUUUAGGAGGCAGCCCCACCAUCGCAGGAGCAAAUCUCAACAAGUCCGCUUCAAAGACGAUGGAACAGACAACCCACCUGUGGCAGAAUCGGAACUGGAGACAGGAGCUGCUCAAGACCCAUGUGAACUGGGUAAAACACAAAUGUCCCUAGCCAGUGGUUCCCCCUGUUUCCCUCCCUCUCACAAAGGAUUACAAAACAUUGCCAUACAGACUUCUCCCAGCCUCAGGAAGCACUUUCCAGUAUUUAAAAAGAAAAAAAUCACAACAAGCAAGUCCUUAACAGAAAUGCCGGAUGAAUCUGAAUAUUCAAUUCAAGUCAAUGGCAAUCUUUCUGAGCAGGACAUAAUCUCUUCCAGUCUCUCUUACCUAAGCAUCACUCAGCAUUUAGAUGAUGGACCAAGAGCAGCCAGUCGGCUGUUUCAGAGGGUGCCUAAAGCACAAAGCAAUGGGCCUGUCCAUUUGGUUUCGGAUAAAAUUACAAUACUGGAAAAGGCAACUGUUUCUACCCAGGCCCCUGAAUACACACACCUGGGUUCUGCACAAGACAAUUUUUCCAUUUAUGGCCCGCACACACAAAUGGACAUCAGCAGCCCAGUUCAUUCUUCUACAGCUGUCAGACAAUCCAAUGAGAACUGUUCAGUGCACAUGGGCUCCGAGAAAUCUCUCCCCUGCAUAAGUAGUAACUGUAAUGAAGGCAGUGCGGAUCAUAGUUCCUAUGAAGAAAAAGACUAUACUGAGCUAUUCGCAUUUAAGGAUGACACUAGCACUAAGGAAACCAUUCUGUCAUCGCCUCAGCUACACCACAGUUCAUUAUACUGCUCCCUCCAAGAACAUCAGCAGCCAAUACAGCAGAAAACAGACUCUGACCAUCAUAAGACAUUGACUAAUGAUAAAGAAACAACAUCAUUCACUAACAGCAAUGCAUCACCUUCUGUUCCCUCAUGCCAAACUGCAACAGAGAACGUUUCUACCAAUACCGAAGUGCCACAGUAUGACAACUGCUUAGAAGGCUUUCACAUAAAUGCCUAUCUUCCAGGGGCUGAAAUAAAACCACACAACAAAGAGAUUAAAGAAAUUAAUCAAAUUCACUUGGCGCACAGCGAGCUGUGUGCCCUGCAAGACAGACUCCAAUCCGUUGAGGAAUCUUUGCAAUCGAACCAGGAGAAGAUUAAAGUCCUUUUGAAUGUAAUUCAAGAUAUGGAAAAGGCCAGAGCCCUCAAUGAAGGGCGGAACUUCUACCGCACUGGCCAAGAUCUCAACAACUGCAGCACUUGCCAGAACACGGCUUGUAUCAUUUACAGUGUAGAAUAUGACUUCAGACAACAGGAAGGCAGGUUUCACCAGGUUCUGAAAACACUAGAUCAAGUAGAAGAAUGCCCUCCUGUAGUGGCUCUACAAAGGCAACCAUCUGAUCAUCCAGUCACUGAGAAACAGGAAACAAGAAGGAAGUCAAAGAAAAAGAAAUGCUUCUGGUGGAUUUGAAAGCCUUAAGAACUGGGUAUGGGUAUGGUCUGGUCCAGCUGUAUGGACUUCAAAUAUGAUUUGAAGGGGGAAAUGGUGCUUGUAAG
This is a messenger RNA of Zootoca vivipara (common lizard), 1795 nucleotides long. RefSeq names its product inhibitory synaptic factor family member 2B (gene INSYN2B). Lineage: Eukaryota; Metazoa; Chordata; Lepidosauria; Squamata; Lacertidae. The record is from RefSeq and is a predicted model, not a curated record.